UAUUGAUUUGAUCCGUAAAAUCAGAAAUGCGACAAUAGCAACUGUUCCCUACUCGAGGGGCGAUUGGAGUAUAAAGUGUCAAAAGAGAAACCGUCCACUUAAGUAAUAUAGGAAUCGCCCAAAAUUAAAACAAAAUGUUCAUUCUGACACUUUUGUUGACUAGACUAUAAUUAUAUUCCCAACCUGUCAAAAUAUGUUGUUGUCAAAAACAUAACCUCAUCCUUAAAAAACAAUUUCCAAAAAUAUUUCUACUUGCAGCAUGAACCAACUAAUGUUUGAAUAUUCUCAAAUCUGUUAAUUACUCAUUUUGUCUCAACUAAUCACGUUUCUGGAAUCGACGAAAAAUGGGAAAAGUUAUAGAAGUAAAACAAAUCGUGAAACCCAAAAAAAGGAGGCUGAAGCCGGGAGACACAAAUGAUGACCCUCCUGUGAAAGUUCCAAGACGACUGUCCUCAAAACCAAUACAUGCCAAGAGCGUUUCUCCCUCCGGUGGUAAAGAUGACCAAGAGAAGGUAACAUUACAUGAGGAGGUUUAUACUGUGCUUGCAAGCAAUGGUGAUGUUUGCCUUAAAAUAAAAACAGAGGAAGUAUAUGACUUGUUCCUUGAGGAUGAAUUAACAAAUGCCUACUUCUGUUGUUUCAAGGAUUUGUAUUUUCAUAUUAUUGAUGAAAUUGCUCUUGAGGGCCUGGAUGGUAUAACCAUUCAGGCUUGCUGGAAAAGACUUUCAAUUUGUCUGCAAAAACCGUUUUACAGAAAUACUAAUAUUGAAGAAUAUAUUUGGCAGAUCAUUCUUGAUAAUGAUAAUAUACAGUUUUUCAAAUUAGCAGAACCUAGAAAGCCACUGAUUAUAUUCAAUCGUUAUAACUAUAUUGAUCCAGAACUUGGUAGUGUGUGUGAUGUGGUCCCAACUACACCUGAUAUAUACCCAUACCAUUAUGUUACUGCAGAAAAUGUUCAGGGCUCAUGCAGCACAUUUGAUACCAGAGUGAACAUUACAGAGGAGGUUAAACAUAUGACCCUGCAAGAUGUUUUGAAAAAGUUUGGCUCACAAGUUGUGAUUGUGGCAGAUCAAUGCUUAAGAACUUCAGCCUUACUCUUUGAAACAACUGAUCCAGUGAUACAGUUAAUGCCUCUAGAAUAUGGUGUGUUAGAAAGGAUUGGAAGAGCCCGAUAUUAUGGUGAACUCACAGCAGGUUUUACUAACAUAGCUCAAGCUCUGAGUAUUGAAAACAAAUCUUUGCAUCAUUAUCAAAAGCGUUUGUUAGAAAAUAGUUUCAUAACAAAGCAACAUUUUUAUUUUAAAUCAGUUAUAGAUGAUCAGAAUUCAGUUGGUAGCUUAUUGACAUUGAGCAGAUUUCAUUGCAAGAUAAAAUAUAAAAACUUGAUCCUGACAGAUAAAGUUGUGAAUAUACUGAAAAACAUGCCUGGUUAUAGAUGCGAGACAAAGCGUAUAAGUGAUAUAUUUAAAAAGAACUAUAGAACACUUAGGAAGGUAUUCAAAUCUGCUGAAUUCAAAAGAUUUGUUAGACCUGACAUUUCACUUCCAUAUAGAGCUGUAUACCCUAAUGCUAGCCGAAAUGAGUAUAUGAGAAAGUCCAAGCGUGGAGAAAAAAUGCUAAGAGUUUGUGAAUUGAUUGAUCCUAACAUAAAUGUCAUCGCAUGCUGGAACAAUUUAAUGUGGGAUGAGGUAGAAGAUGACGAUGAUGAUGAUGAAGCACAGGAAUUAGGUGCAACAGGAGACAAAUUCAUGAACAUGAAUAUGUGCCACGAAGUGUACACUCACAUUGUCCAGAGUGGCAACAAAGGCAUAACACACAUGGAAAUACUGAAGUUGAUGUGCACAAGCUUCUAUAGCACUCGGAUGGCACUUCGAAAAUUGCUUGCUAGAGAUGUAAUCACCAAAAAGAUGACUGAUGGCGGUCGGCAAAGAUACACAGUUUAUUUUGCAAAAUGUUUUGAAGUUCAGAAUGAAUCUCUGGACAAAAUAGACAUAAAACCUAAAUUAGAAGAAAUUUCAAGUAUAAAAGCAAGAAUGAUUGAGAAACAAAGAGCUGCUAUACAAAAACAAGGCUGUGAAGACUAUGUCCUUACAGUAUCUGAAAUGCCAGCUAGUGGAAUUGGAUGUUAUUUUAGGAAAUACCUAGAAAUUGAGAGUAACUUUAUUCCCAGGUGUGUCUUUUUAAUAACGUCUGUAACCCUGAUGGACAGUAUUGCUAACAUAGAAGACCUAAACUUUUUCCAACAUGGUUGUAGAAACUAUUUGAUCAGACUUAAAUACAUUUCAAGAGGAAAACUGAUUCCUAUCAAUGACUGGCUGAGGGAAUUAAGCCCACAACUACACCCUGAUACAGAAAAAUUGCAUCAAGUUUAUAUUGACAAUGAUAAAAAGUUCGAGACUGAUUUCAUCACAAAGCUAAUCUUACUAAAAUUGUUGUUUGAAGAAAUUGAGUUGUCAGAGGAAUCAUUUGAGAUGCAGAGACAUAAGAGGAAGGCCUCCACUACUAUAGUAAAUACAUCCACGGAAAAAGCAGUAAAUGAGAAGCUCAAUUAUAUGGGUAGCAAUCCUGAAAUAAUCUGGAGGAAUGAAGAAGGUGAGCUGGAGGAAAUUAUGGAGCAGUCAACACGGCCAGAGGAGUACAGGUAUGAAUCAAUCCUGUCUUUUCCUGAAAGUGAGCAUCUCUCAGAUAAAGUAAUGGCGAGACUCCAAAUUCUGUUAGAUUUUGUGAACAAAGUCAAGGUAGUAGAUGACAUGAUUAACAACACGGUCAAACAUAUAGAGGAUAUUGAAGUUAAAGCAGGUGGCACGUACCGCGUCGAUCGAAAGUCUUUGCAAAGACUCUUGAAAAGACUGGUCACGGAGGGUUACAUAAAGAUCUAUCGACUAACGAUUCAAUCUUCAAAUGCUAAACGCACCCAGCUGUAUGCCUGCCAUCCUAGCGUGGGCCCAACUGAUUCUUUACUGAGGCAACUGAUCAGUCAGGUGAAAUUUAAGUACUUCGUAGCUGGGGGGAAGAGAAACGUAAAAAUUAACAUUAAGUGCAAGGAGGAACCUAACCUUGAGGAGCCCAUCCUUGAUGCGCCUUUCAGGCAAGGCGACGUUGUCAAGAGCAUUACUGAGUGGAAUGACCUGAAAAGGUUCAAGAAAAAUAGAGAUGUGAAAAUUAAGUUCAGCCAGAAAGUUGCAAGACAGUAUGGAGUCAAGCCAAAAUUCAUCCGAAUGAGAAUAUUGCAUGAACUUUUAUAUUAUCUUAGCUACACUCAUGAGGCUUUACAGGAACCGCUAACUCAAGAACAGGUGAAGGAGUUAUUCAAGACGUACUGCAUUGAGCUAACUGAAGAAGAGUUAAACCAAAUGCCCCCAAUCUAUUGUAAUGAGUUGAGCUGGCGAACAUUCAUUGGACCUCUGCCUGACCACAAGGGUUGGCCCACUGGUUGGGUUUUACUGUUGGACGUCAUCAUGAGGCUUCCCGUGUGCCUGUUUCUUAAGAUGCACAGUUGUACCAUCGAAUGCCCUCAGUUGCUCGAUAUUAUUAAUCACCCAAUCAAAAGAUUCUACUUAGUAAAAGACCUGCCAACUGUAGCAAGAAAUGCUAUCCUUUUCAGAGGAAAAUAUUCUUCUUCCAUAUACGAUGUAGUGACAAGACUUGCAUUUUGUGGCCUCAUUCAGUUUGGACCACAGAAAUCUAAGGACAGAGAACAGGUAUUUAUAUAUAUUAAUAGAGCUGCUAGCCUACUUGAUACAUCGUCUAGUGAGAGUGCAUAUAACAAAGUAACAAAUAAAGAAUAUCCGCAAUUAAAUUUCCACUUCAAUGAUUUGACGGACAUUGAGAGUUAUUGGACAAAGCUUCAUUGUAUAAGUAUGAGUACCAAGUUAAAUGCUAGGGUACCUGGGCAAUUAAUCACAUACACUGAUCUAAGUGCUAAUCAUGCUCUCAAAAAAACAUUGGAAUUCAAAAUGCCGCACGAGACAAUCCAGUACGAUAAUGGAGAAAUACCAGGAGAUAGAAGAGGAGCGGCAGGUUUGGAUUCAUCCCUUUGGUGUCAUAUCAUUAGAAAUUGGUAUUGGAAUACAGGAAAUAAAAAAAAGCGUGAAGCAUUCAUUCAAAUGGAUAAGGAAAAAGUCGAGAAGCGCGACUCCACGGUUCUUGUACCUUUUCACCAAAUGGAUAAAAAAACUCGUAAGGUAUACCUUCAUAAUGAACGACCAUCUCCGAAAAUAUCUGAUAAUCCGAAGCACAACAAAGAAAUAGAGAUCGGUACAUUCAGGACAAGUAAAAGAGUUAAACAAAUCACUAGGGUGAUAAAGCCUCGACCGUGUAUCACGAAGAAGCAAAAAGGUUUUGAUCAUAUAGAUAGGAUGAUAACGAAAAGGAUCGGGUUCAAAAAAAAAGUUACAUUCACUAAGGAGGAAGACCGGCUGCUCAUGUUAUGCAAAGCAGCCGAUAUGUUGUUAAGUUUGAACAGCCUCACUGAUCUUCCCAUGGUAUCAUACUCCACUGUAAGGGAUGUCAUUCAUCGAAUGUGUCGAGAUAGUAGGAACAAAACUACCAGGGUGAUUGUACGUCGUGUAAGGGUUUAUAUAAAACCUCAACUUAAUCCAGAAAAUAUUCGCAAUUUGGUAGAUAUUCCUGAAAUCAAGAAGUAUGUGAUGCCUUUUGUACAAUCUUUAGGUAAUGAAAAGGACAGCAGGCCAACUGACAAUCACAUACGAAUCGUUUAUAUUACUCUCGUGGCCUACAUGUUUCAACACCAAAGCGAGGUUUUCAGCUGUAUUCAUGGAAACACGCUAAAUAUUAACCAUUUACACCCAAACAAUCUGGCUAAUACCGAAAAGAGUUUGGAAGAAAAAUCGCCAAUCAUCUUUAAGGAGGCAAACACCGAAAAUGAUAUCUCGAGGAACUCUAUCAAAUGUGUGGUGCUCUCUUCACUGUUAUGCGCUACAAGCCCAGUUUUGCUGUACAAAGUGUAUGAGUGUUUUCCGGACGAGUUGAUUCGUGAAGCAGUAGAUGAGUUGAGUAAAUCUCAAAUAAUCUCCGCUAGGAAACAUAGGAAGAAAAUUAACGCCCAGAUUGUCUGGCAGAUUCCAUAUAAACUUUCCAAUAAAUUCUUUUUUUUACUCCGCACGACUUAUGACCCUAUAACUGCGAAUGAUGCCUACCAGGCUCUCCAACUUUUAAAGGUGCCUAACGAAAAGCGAAUAAUAGACUGGACUCCAAAGCUGGCAAGUCGUAUUGAUUACGGUCGCUUGUUAGGUUUCAACGAGUUCUUUACAGUAUGGGAUAGAUUACGAUUCAAAUUUAACAUUCCUGAGAGCACGGUGAUAUUGAAUCCCGAUAUUGAGGACCACAGUGACGUGGUGAAUGAGAUAGCUGUCAGAUACCAGUGGAAAAUUAAGCGAAUGGUGCAAGAAAAGGCAGAGCCUGACCCUGAUGAAGAUGAGAUUGAUCAGCAGAGCACUCACACAGACAGCGAUUAUCAAUUCAGUCAGACUCAAUACGCUAAGUCUCAGUCAAAAACCAUAACAAUCAUAGAAGAUGAUAUGGAUGUUCCAGAAACGUCACUGGACGGAGACAUAGAUACGAUCGAUAGGCUGAAGGUUUGGGUCAGUGAUUGUAUGAAGGUAGAGCGUAGAAGUCCUAGCCCAGAGUUUUUUGUUGAUGAAGGAGAAUCGGAAAGGAAAAGUCCAGCUACAGACGAUCAGGAUCAGGAAGGCAGACAUCCAGAUCGAGAAAUAUCUGUCGGAGGGGAGAAACGAUACGAAAAGAGUGAUAAAAUCUUCAAGUUUGAUUACGUUCCUUCAUUGAAGGAAAUUGAAGAAGAGCUAAUGAAGGUAACACCACCUGAUGAAGAGAGAAGAAUACCUUAUAUCACUGAUCUAGCCCAUUUACUGAAUAGGGACAAUUUUAGUGAAAGUAAAAUGAGCGACGACGACCUUGAUAAAUUGAAACAACAUUUCGUAACUCAGUUUUCUUCUUUGGAAAAUCUCAUAUUGGACGAUAUUGAGCAGCUGUACGAUAGUCCCACAUUGAAAUUUAUAGAGGACCAUGCGAAAAACCAUAACAUAUGGAAGAAAGUUCAAAGUGAUCUGAUUUUUAAAGACGUUGGUUUGAUUCCCGAUGUUGAUGAAGUUGUACAAAUGGCAUGUGGAGGUGUGGAAGACAUGGACAUAUCUAACCAAAUUGUAGCGUACGUUUUGUCUAAGGGUGUCUUUGGAGCUACUGGCCCUGAAUUACAGGCGACGUUUCCGUGCGUAGAAAAGUCAUUCUUGGUAACAAAUGUAAUGAGAUUGAUAGAUGCUGGUAUAUUGAUACGGGUUGGUAUAUGUACUCUAAGAUUCGUCCACUACACUCAUCGUUAUAUCUGGCUGGUUGAUGCUUACCAAAUACCCAUAGAAAUCCAAAAUGCUGAUGAUGAGGAGCAAGUGAAGGAGAUCGCCAAACAAUUGGAAGGAAGUGCAACAAAGUCCGUAAGGGUCGUUCCUUGGGCAAAAAUCACCGGUCAAUUAGAUAAGCAGAUGCUCAGUCAGUGGUUGUGUAGAUUACUUUCACAUGUUAUAAAUAACCCAAGGAUAACUUUAUGGAAUCUAUGUGCCAAAUUCCCGUUCUUGCGGCCUGUGGAAGUCUUCUAUAUUCUCGAGAUUCUACAGGAAAUAGGCUGUAUUAAACUGUACACGUAUAACAGUCCCGAAGCUGACUUAUUUUCUGAUUGGACAAUUCCUUAUGAAGAAUGUACUACAGCUUUGGAUGAUUUUGAGAAUGUUUUCAUACAACCUACUAAUGUAUCUUUGCUAGCACUUGGUUCAUUCUAUCAUUCUCUUACUAUUUCUAGUAACUAG
Molecule: messenger RNA, 6836 nt
Organism: Acanthoscelides obtectus
Lineage: Eukaryota; Metazoa; Arthropoda; Insecta; Coleoptera; Chrysomelidae
Source: the annotation of a GenBank genome assembly